Coffea eugenioides is the source of this 1987-nucleotide messenger RNA. Its product is annotated as transcription factor TCP14-like. Gene Ontology annotation, cellular component: nucleus. Lineage: Eukaryota; Viridiplantae; Streptophyta; Magnoliopsida; Gentianales; Rubiaceae. The transcript has a single exon. The record is from RefSeq and is a predicted model, not a curated record. The coding region runs from base 405 to 1643 and encodes 412 amino acids. Gene Ontology annotation, molecular function: sequence-specific DNA binding; DNA-binding transcription factor activity.
AAAGCUCCCUUAUCCUCCCCCCAACUCCCUUUCUCUUUCCCUUUCUCUUUCUCUCUCCAUUGUUGAACCAACACAUCAGCGAAUGUGAAGAGAAUUCCAGGCAACAAGUUUAUUCAAAGAGGGAGAAAUUUAGAGAGGAAAAAAAAAAAAAUUUAAGAGUAUAUGUAAUUAGUACUUCCCUACUACUAUCGUUUAUUCUUUUUUUUAGUGUGAAUAAGUGAGUAGUAAGUCCAACAAGGAAUUUAAUUGGAGGAUCUACCAGUACCACCUAGUCUAAGUCUAAUACUUCCUACAGCUAAUAUUCUUUCCUCAUAAAAAUCAAGAACUCCUCUCAAACAAAAGAGGGCUUGGAUAGACUGAGUGAAAAAGGAGAGAAAGAAGUCAAGAAGUCUUCUCAUGUGAUCAUGGAAGGAGGCGAUGAUCAUCAUCUCCACCACCACCACCACCGCCCAAACUUCCCAUUCCAAUUACUCGAAAAGAAAGAAGACGAAUCAGCCUCCUGCUCCAGCUCCGGCGCCGCGGCCUUCCCAUCUCUAGCCAUCUCCUCAGCCGAUAACACCAGCCAAAACCCUUCAAGAUCAACCUCUUCGAGCUUACAAAUCUCAGCUGACCCGUCCAAGAAGGCGCCACCGAAACGAACUUCGACUAAAGAUCGCCACACCAAGGUUGACGGACGCGGGAGACGUAUCCGCAUGCCAGCGCUUUGCGCUGCUAGGGUUUUUCAGCUAACGCGAGAAUUAGGCCACAAGUCCGAUGGCGAAACGAUUGAGUGGCUCCUACAACAGGCCGAGCCCGCCGUGAUUGCCGCCACCGGAACCGGUACAAUCCCUGCAAACUUUACCUCCUUAAACAUCUCGUUACGCAGUUCUGGCUCCAGCAUGUCCGUACCAUCCCAGCUGCGAUCCUCGUACUUCAGUCCGAAUUUUUCGAUGCCACCGAGGAGAAGCCUCUUUCAGGGCAUUGGGCUAUCGACCGACAAUUCUCCGUCUACAACAACGUUGUUGAACUUCCAAUCUGGCAAUAUAAACCCUAGUGGUAUGCUCCAGGCGAAGCAGGAGUUGAGAGAAAACAACACCCACAAUACCCUAGAUUUGAGUGAUGCAGCUGCAGCAGCAGCAGCUGGAGAAGAGAGCCCUCUUGCCAGAAAAAGAAGAAACGACCAAGAACUCCAACACCAUCAGCAGCAAAAUAUCGGGAACUAUUUGUUACAGUCCAGUACGGGGGCGAUGCCGGCCAGCCACGCGUCGAUUCCGGCCAACUUUUGGAUGGUUCAGGCGAAUUCGAGUAAUCAGGUUAUGGGAGGCCAUGACCCGAUAUGGACAUUUCCAAAUGUUAAUAAUAGUGCCGCUGCAGCCGCUGCUUUGUAUAGAGGGAGUAUGUCUAGUGGGUUGCAUUUUAUGAAUUUUCCUACCCCGGUGGCACUAUUGCCUAGUCAACAACUAGGUACGAGUAGUAUUGGUCCAACCGGUGGCAGUGGUGGUGGCGGCGGCAAUGGUGGUUUAGCGGAAGCUCAAUUGGGAAUGCUGUCGGGGCUAAAUCCAUACCGCUCCAGUGGUGGCGGGGUGUCGGAAUCGCCGGCUAGCGGGUCCCACUCGCAGCACCACGGCGAUGAUCGGCAUGACACCACAAGUCACCAUUCAUGAGGAUGAAAUGAGAAGGAAUUGAAAAUCAUCAAUUAUCAUUACUCGUCGGUCGUCAUCCCCACUUGUGUGUAGUUUGAUUUGUAACACACGUGAGGUUUGAUUUGCUCCAGAGAAGAAAAAAAAAAAAAAAACUGGAAUUUUUUGUUUUCUUUGCUUUUUGAGAUUCUCUAAUUUUCUUCUUCUUUUUCUUUUCCCUCUUUUUGUGUGAUUAAAUAUGGGAGUUUUUAGUUUAGGGUUUGCAGAAGGCAAUAUUCUAACAGGUGAUAUUGGCUGGUUUUUUUGUCAAAAAGUGUCAUUUGGUUUUCAUUGCACAAUAUCUUAUUUAUGAUCAUUGUUUGUGCAAA